Molecule: messenger RNA, 1425 nt
Organism: Parascedosporium putredinis
Lineage: Eukaryota; Fungi; Ascomycota; Sordariomycetes; Microascales; Microascaceae
Source: the annotation of a GenBank genome assembly
AUGCAACAUCGGUUGCCGCAAAACGCGUACCCCACCAGCCUCUAUGACGCCCAGGCCGUAGGCUUCCAACAAGCGCGUGAGGUCGCCCAGUAUCCCUACCAGGGCCAUCGCUGGAUGGACCCGUACGCGCGCAACUCACUCCUCCAGUCUCACCGGACAGAAACGAAACCCAGGCUAUCCAAGGGCGAGGUCGAACAAUUAGAAGCCGAGUUUCAAAAGAACAACAAGCCCAGCUCCAAUGUGAAGAAGGGCCUCGCCGAACAGAUGAGGGUGGAUGUUGCUAGGAUCAAUAACUGGUUCCAGAACAGGCGCGCCAAGAAGAAGCAGGAACUAAAGGCACAGCUCCAAGACGCGAAGAGCAAAGCAGGUGCUCCCGAAACGCAACCCGCCUCCAUCUAUUCGGGCCAGGCUUCGCCACACAGCAACGGCUCCGCCUUUGACUCGACGGGCAUCGAUGGGUCGUACUUUCCCUCUGCAUGCCAUGACUUCUCAAGCAUGAUGUCCGUCAACGACGCUGCGGCCGCAAACACGGUCGCGGCUUCCAUGCCUUGCACCAUGGCCGGUGCUCCGGAGAGCGUCGGCGUCUUCUCGUACCCGUACAUGGUCUUUCCCAACGGCGUCGAGGAGUCGCCUUCGUUUGGCGCUUCGUUGAACAUGAAGCAGGAUAUGGGCGUCAUGUACCACCAAGACGUGGGAAGCUCGCACAACUCGGUCGAUGCUGGGUUUCAGGAUCUCGAAUCCGAGCAGAUGGACCAGCAAGACUUUAGCAUCAAGUCGCCACCUGCCAUUGACCUCGCUGGCAGGAGGAAGCGCCCUGGCCUCGCUCUUUCUGGUUUGAGGAGCAUCUCGAACGGGCCCGCGACAGGCAUGGACUUCGGUAACAGGCGUGUGGACCCUAGCAGCCCCAUGCGUCGGGUGGCCUCGGCGACCGGGUUUGGACCUCACGGCAUUCGCCGGUUUCCCGCUCCCCAAAGGGGCCAGUAUAACGACCGCAGGCAGGAAUCCAUCCUGCAGGCCGCGCGCUCGCCCAACGCGGGCAUGUCCUCUCUAACCAACGCGAUGGCGCCUCCCACUCCCAACACGCCCGUCGUGGCGACGCACCAGUCGCUGCGCGAAGCGACCGUCUCUUCCAACUCAGCCUCCGAACCCCCUGCCACGCCCAUCACCGUCGGCGACGCGUUUACGCACUCUAUCGAGACGACUCUUGGGUUUGGCGCCCCCGACGAGGCGCUCCUCACUCCCGGAGUCGAGUACCCCGUGAGGACGACCGAGUUUUGCCUUCCCAAUUACGUGUCGGACAACUACAUGAGCCAGCCCUCGACGCCGAGCUUCCCCAACAAGUUUCCAUUCAUCCCCCACCAGAACCAAAGGCGACAGCUCCAGUUCAACAACUUCACAGCUCAGGAUUUCAGUGGGAGCAAAUAA